CCGGCUGAUGUUAUCACCUUCAAAGCACCAUUAUCUGUAGCACGCGAUAUUCAACCUUCGUGCUCUGAGCUGUUACGAUGGAUAGAUCAGAUCCUGAUGCCAUUUGGGUAGCGCUGUCCGAGCACAUUCCUCUGAGUGCUCUCGAUGAUCCAUCCCCUCACGCACGAUGCCUCAAUGGUACGCGCAAUCGGCUUAUCUCUGACAUAAUGGGACACCUUGAUGGGAAACUUGGACAUAUCAUCUGGCUCUACGGGCCCACGGGGACCGGGAAAACGGCCGUUGCUCUUUCCAUUGCAGAAAGACUCAGGACGGCAGAUCGGCUAGCUGGAUGCUACUUCUUCCCUCGCACGGAUCCUAAGCGCCAAUCCCUUCUCUAUAUCUUGCCCACCAUCGCGUAUCAGCUGGGCAUCUUGUACUACGCUCCGCGAGGUGUAAUCGCGAAAGCUCUUGUACAGGAUCCUGGCCUACUCGGCAAGGACCGAUUCUAUUCCCACCAAGUCAAUCCUCUUUUCGUCAACCCGCUUGAUGGUUUGGCAUACCUCUUAGAUAACAAGGGGAACAAGCCAGUCAUAAUUCUAGACGGGGUCGAGAAGUGCUGCUCCCCAAAGGAGUAUAGCACAGUCAUACACUUCUUCAAACUCUUGGUUGACGGCCUUGGACGGGGUCCCGGGCGCAACUUCCACCUUAUCCUCACGAGCAGUACUAAUGCCUCAUGUGAGGAGGUGCUGGGAUCACUUGAAAAGACACCACGGGUUGUUAAUAUCCAGAGCUACGAUGCGGGCCCGGAUAUCACGCGUCUUCUAAGGGUGCGUCUAACAGAAAUAGCGCUGCGACGUUCAGUCCAGUCUUCUAUCCCUUGGCCAUCUGAGGGGGACAUCAAAGCGGUUAGGGACAGAGCGUCAGGGAAUUUUGGGUAUAUUAGUAAAAUGACUCGCUUCGUCGAUGAUCUCAGUCCUAUCCAACAGCUUGCUUCCGUGCUGAAGCAGAUUGCCCUCGACUCGGAGUCCAGUGAAAGUCGCAACGAGAAAUAGCCUAGGAACACUGACUACAUGUAAAGUAUACUUUACGCAAGAUAUUUUAGGAACCCCUGAGUAUCUCUUUCACAAACUCC
Coniophora puteana RWD-64-598 SS2 is the source of this 1111-nucleotide messenger RNA. RefSeq lists its product as uncharacterized. NCBI's taxonomy places the organism in Eukaryota, Fungi, Basidiomycota, Agaricomycetes, Boletales, Coniophoraceae. The record is from RefSeq and is a predicted model, not a curated record. Gene Ontology annotation, molecular function: ATP binding. The transcript is spliced from 2 exons. Bases 78 to 1031 code for a protein of 317 amino acids.